Messenger RNA from Dreissena polymorpha, 3397 nucleotides. Its product is annotated as protein shortage in chiasmata 1 ortholog-like. Gene Ontology annotation, molecular function: single-stranded DNA binding; ATP hydrolysis activity. The record is from RefSeq and is a predicted model, not a curated record. The transcript has 15 exons. The coding region runs from base 252 to 2528 and encodes 758 amino acids. Gene Ontology annotation, cellular component: condensed nuclear chromosome. Gene Ontology annotation, biological process: resolution of meiotic recombination intermediates. Lineage: Eukaryota; Metazoa; Mollusca; Bivalvia; Myida; Dreissenidae.
GUUGAGGAGCCAAGCUGCAUCAUUUAUGGAGAAUCUUCAACAAUUAAAAGUGCUUCAAACUGGUUCAAGAUUUGAUACAAUCAACCCGGGUCAAACUCGUUUACUUCUUAAACAAAGGGAAAAAUAUUUAACCGAAAACACAGUUGAUGUGAACACAGAUGACAUUUUCAAGAACGUUCUGAGUUUGCACAUGCUCUGUGUUGCCUGUGACAUAGCUACCAACUGUUGCUUGGAGUCAGCUUAUAGCUUACAUGGCCUCUAUGUACGAGAAAUACCAAGGUGUUGUUUCAGGCGACCUUGGCAAUGUGAGACAACACAUUUUUAAGAUAAAAGCCCAAUUCUCAGAGAAUAAGAUAUCCCACCCAAAAAUUUCCGCAGUUUGCAAAGAAAUAGAAACUUGGCUGAAAAAGAAGCAAGCAAAAUCCAGAGACAAAGAACAGAAGAUGCUUAUCCUGGUGAAGAGGGAAAUGCCAACACUGCUGCAUUGUCUACAGAAUGCACUGGGCCUUGGGAAGCUUAUAUCCCCUGGUAUUCUUUCCUCUCCACUAUCAGAGGAUGUUAUUGAUGCACUGGACCAGCACAACUGCCUCAUUUCUCCUCAGAGAUUCAUCACAGACACAUUUCCAUGGGUACAGUUCUGUCUCGUAGUGGAAUAUGAACGGGUGGAGAAUUCGCCAUGGCAACAGCUCUGCGAGCGGCAGAAUAUCAGACAUAUGGAUUUCCAAAUGGAAUUGAUUGAUCUUACAGCAUUUGAGUCAUUGAAGACUGAGUGCAAGAUGAAGCAUCCACAGUACCAGAUCACUCUUAUUGCUUCCCAGCAUAUCAGUACAAAUGUACCUCUGCUCCAACUUCUGGAGGCAAGGUUCAACAUCUUGCUGGUUGAGAGAAAUUACAGCAUGUUCGAAAGUUCAGGACACAAGUGUUAUUUCUCAGACAUCGAUGUAGAUGAGUCAACGGGGAUUGUUCAGUGCGAUCUUGCAGAUGUUGGUAAUGACAUGAAAGUACAAGAACUUGUCACCAAGAUUGCUGCAUUGUCUUUGAAGUACAUGCAUCUUUGGGUGUUGGUGGCUUCAUUAGGAAAGAUUAACAGCUAUCAAUUUCCCAACCAUGUGAUCAGCAAUAUAAGCAGGCUGCAUGCAGCAGUUGCUUGUCUUGUUCACAGAAAGGAAGACUUCAGUGUUAAGAUCAUUAUGUGUGAAACCAUAGAAGAAGUUGCAUACUAUGUCAGAAACAUAAGCGAGACUGGCAUGGAAACCAACACUGAUAGACCAUGGCCUGAAUGGCUGGCUAGAAAGUGGAUCUCCCAAGAUAUGACUGAGAAAGAGAAAUGUUUUCUUUCAUUGCCUUUCAUGAGCUCAUUCAAUGCUCAGCUGGUGGCCACCAAUUUGACCUUUGCGCAGAUUUUCGCAUUCAGUUUUGAUGAACUCGUGGCUAAGUUGAAGUGGAUCCCAAGGAAGAUACUCAAGUCGUUAAAUGCUUUUUGCAAUCAAAAGUCCGGAUCAGAAAAUCUCCAGAAUGCAAUUGCUGAAAGUGCAAUUCCUUGUGAAGAAAACGAGCUUCAAAAUGAAAGCAUAGUCGUUAAAGAAACCGCGUUCAAACAGCAUAAAACUGAAACACAAACAAGUCCGAUGUAUAAUAAUUUUGCUUCAAAAUCAAUACCUGCGAGCGAUGUUGACUUUUCGCCAAAAAAUGCCGAUUCAAGUUGGAGAACCAAUUGUCGUCAACCGGAUGAAAGAAGUGUGCCAAGAACUAGCUGCCCAAUUCAACAUGGAAGACGCAAAUGUAAUUCACCUGGAAUAAAUGUUUUCGGUGGCGAAGCAUUUGACGAAAGUCACUCCAAUGGCAGUGUUACAGAUCAGUCAUAUAAUGGCCUAGUAUUUGAUAAUAAUCAUGGUUGUGUAUUUGAAUAUAACCAUGGUCUACCUCAGAAUUCAAAAAAGACAUUGAAUGAAAAGCCAGCGGUGAGACAUUCAAGUGUUGGCGGUGGUUUCUCUGCACAUGCAACUGGUAUUCAAAAACAUCAAGGUAAUGCUUUGGUAGGCAAGAUCUCACGAAAAGAAUUUGAGUUGGAAUUUCCUUCUGCAGAGGAAAUUGACAUGGCCAUGCGUACUGAACGUACUGAUGACAGUAAUGAUUAUAGAGACCAUUUACAAACCAACUCUAUCUCUAACAACAAUCUGGGCUUUGAAAUAGAGCAUAGAAAUGAGUGUGCCAUUGCACUUGCCGAUAUAACUUUUGAUGAUAGAAGAGUAUAUGACAUACCAUACGUAGCGUAUGAGGAAGAAAAUGCAAUUGAAGUUGGUAGAUGCUCUCGAAUAGGAAAACUGUCGGAGAACGAUGCUGCCCCGAACUGGACUCAUUUUACCCCUCAAGCAGUGACCGCAUUUACUAAAAAUCCAUCAAUGGACAAACUUGUAAAGCGGUUUACAGAUGGAGCAUAUCAAACCGACGAUUUCCAAAAGGACUCCAGAGAAAUGCACAACGGAACAUCUGAUAAAAAAGGAAGUUCGUUUCAAUUUCGACUCUAAAAUAAUCGAUAUAUCAGAUCCCAGUCUUGUUGUAUCAUUCACAAGCAGUAAUGAAACUGAGUCUGCAAAACCGCAGUUGUUUCAGCGCGAAAUAGGAAGAAGUAUGAGUUUGUUUUUAAACCCAGAUAUAGAUAGGCUUACCACGAAGAGAGGGUCCCUGCAGCCUGUGGCACAGACACCUCAAAUGAGAUCUCUGGAAGACGACCUACGAGAAACCACACGAAAAUUGAUAGAGAAUUCUCAGCAGUUUUCAAGGUUUGCAAACAGAACAUCUCGUCCUAAAUUGAGCAUUGGACUUGCCCAACCUCAGCAGCGACAAACGCUGAAAACGCCCAAAGCCACGGAAAUCUCUGGUGAACAACACUUGGGAAACUUGACGUCAAACGCAGAGAGAUUACGCAUGGCUCAGUCACCAUGGGCGUCGGAGAAUUCGCCUCCCAUGGAUUUGGAUUAUGAAAACAGUGAUAUUGAACGUGCCUUAUACCCCGGUAGGCAAUCAAACAGGGACAUUGAACGUGCCUUAUACCCCGGUGAAGAGGACGUGACCAACAGAAUGGCAAUGACUUCCUCAACGCCAUCAAAGAAACGACGGCUGACCUAUCAGAAGAUGCCUGGACGCAGAGGACAAACGAAAUUAGUAUUUGAAUAGAAAUUCAAUGACAUUGUUUUGUUGAAACAUUUUGAUUGUCAUGUUGAUUACGCUGGGCAGUUCACAUUAAAUGAUGCCGGAUGUGAUGUGUCUUAAAUAACCCUACAAUGGCCAAAUUUUUGUUAUUUUGUUCGAUAAAAUGCAAAACAUAGUGUGUGUUUUAAAAUUGUUUUUCAAUACAUAUCCAUAGUUAAGUACGUGAAUAUAACGACUAGUUCUU